GAAAUCGGGAAAUGACAAAGCCAGGUGCUUGAUUGGCUGCACGGCUCGUAGGAAGUGCUCGCACAGUUGCUCGCCGCAAGUGUCUAAUUGCAUGACAACUAACAAGACAUCCAUCUCGCAAACAGCCUUGUCCACCAACCCCACAAAAAAGACCCACAUGAACACACCGAAAAGGGAUCCCCUCCUCAAGUUCCCGUCUCCCUUCACCUAACUCUGCCAUUCUCGUGCCCUUUUAAGACACGCCACACGGCCUAAUAUCUGUGGUGUACGGGUGCGCCGUCUGAGGCUCGUUUUUCUCCGUACCUAGCAACGCCUUCCAUCCGGAAAUCUUUCUCCACUUACCACCACACCACAACACCCAGGCAAUAUUCGUUGACCGCCAUGAGAGCUGCAAAUAGAAGAGUGAGCAGGGCAGACUGCCACAACUGCACGUGCUCUCCCGGGUUGUUGUCUCGCACACACAAGAGAUCUUCAGUAGUUGCCAGAAGAAUCAAUAUCAAGCGGAACCUCAGCGGCAGUUGCUCGCCAACAGGCGCCCUGCGCAAGGGCUCUGUGCUCACGAUUGACGCUGCGUCUUUGUGUUUGCCCGAUGUCAAAGAAAUCAACACAUCGCUGCGCUUGGAGGCCUUAAGAGAAGCCAUGGCUGCAAACGACGUGGCCGUGUACAUUGUGCCCAGCGAGGACCAGCACCAGAGCGAGUACGUUUCACCCCUCGACCAGCGGAGAAGCUUUAUCUGCGGGUUUUCGGGCAGUGCAGGUACCUGUAUCGUGACUAGAGAUAUCUGUAGCAUGAACGAGGUCCCCGAAGGCUUGGCUGCUUUGUCCACUGACGGGCGUUACUUCAGCCAGGCAAGCGACGAGUUGGAUUUCAACUGGACAUUGUUGAAGCAGGGCGCAAAGGACAUGCCCUCGUGGGAGAAAUGGACGGUGCAACAAGCCGUGCAGUUAUCCUUGGACUCCGGCAAGAAUGUCAACAUCGGCAUUGACCCGAAGUUGGUCAGCUACCUGGUGUACGAGAAGAUUGCUUCUGUGAUCAGGGACGAGUUGAAGGAGAAGCCCGCUGCACAGGUCGAGCUCGUGCCUGUCAAGGAGAACUUGAUUGAUCAGAUAUGGCCUCAUUUCGAGGAGGUGCCGCCUGCUUCCGACAGUAUCAUCAAGACCCUAGACGUCAGGUUUGCUGGCGAAGAGGCCGCAGCCAAGAUCGGCAGAGUCACAAAGAUCAUGGAGAAGAACAACACUCAUGGCCUUAUCGUGAGUGCCUUGGACGAAAUCGCCUGGUUGUUGAACUUGCGUGGCUCGGACAUCGAGUAUAACCCUGUGUUCUACUCCUACUUGCUUCUCACACUGAAAGGCGAGGCCACUUUGUUCGCCGACAACACCAAGUUCGAUAGCAACGUGACAAGACACUUGCAAGACUGCAACGUGUCUGUGAAACCAUACACUGCUUUCUGGUCAGACUUGGCCUCUUUAGACAGAGAAUUCAGCUUGAACAAGAAGGCCUUCUUGCUCGACUCCAGCACUGCUUCGUGGGAAAUCGUGCAUCUGUUGACGUGCAAGUACCAACUGUUGUCUCCGUCACCCAUCGAAGACUUGAAGGCUAUCAAGAACGAAACCGAGUUGAAGGGUGCACACAGCGCACACUUGAAAGACGGACGUGCACUUGUCAAGUUCUUUGCGUGGUUGGAAGAUCAGAUCAUUUGCAAGCUGGAGUUGAUCGAUGAGGUUGAAGCAGACGAACAAUUAACUAGUUUCAGAUUGUUGGAGGAAAACUUUGUCGGCUUAUCCUUUGACACCAUCAGUGCAACGGGUGCCAACGGAGCGAUCAUUCACUACAAGCCGGUCAAGGGUUACUGUAAAACGAUCGAUCCUUCUAAGCUCUACCUCAACGAUUCCGGAUCCCAGUUUUUCGAGGGAACGACAGAUACAACAAGAACCGUUCAUUUCGGAACCCCGACUGCUUCUGAAAUCAAACACUAUACCCUAGUGUUGAAAGGUCACGUUGCCCUUGGCAAGUUGAAGUUCCCUGAAAAUACCACGGGCAGCUUGAUUGACUCGGUCGCCAGACAGUACCUUUGGGAUCAUGGUUUGGACUACGGCCAUGGUACGUCCCACGGUAUUGGCUCUUACUUAAACGUGCAUGAGGGUCCCAUUGGUAUUGGGCCCAGGCCCACGGCUGCUAAGAACGCAUUGAAGCCAGGACAUUUGAUCUCUAAUGAGCCCGGCUACUACGAGGAGGGCGAAUAUGGAAUCCGUAUUGAGAACGUCAUGUACGUCAAAGAUGGUGACUUGCUCUACAAUGGCAAGAAAUUUCUCCAGUUUGAAACCGUGACGCGUGUUCCAUAUUGCCGCAAGUUAAUAAAUGUGGGCAUGUUGAGCGCUGAAGAGAAGGAAUGGAUCGACAGGUAUCACCAAACGAUUUGGCAGGAGAUGAGUCCUAGCUUGGAGCCAAACUCGCUUGCGUUGAAGUGGUUGAAAAGAGAGACUAGACCUUUGUAAUGGUGCAACUGGCUUGAGGCUGUAUGAAUGGCUUUACCCCCAAUGGCUUCCUGGUCCUUAUUCGUGACUGGCUGUACUAUAUAACUCACUGUGAAUACAUUCAUAUUACGUGUCUUUUAUAAC
This is a messenger RNA of Metschnikowia bicuspidata var. bicuspidata NRRL YB-4993, 2619 nucleotides long. RefSeq names its product aminopeptidase P. The coding region runs from base 382 to 2496 and encodes 704 amino acids. The transcript has a single exon. Gene Ontology annotation, molecular function: metalloaminopeptidase activity. NCBI's taxonomy places the organism in Eukaryota, Fungi, Ascomycota, Pichiomycetes, Serinales, Metschnikowiaceae. The record is from RefSeq and is a predicted model, not a curated record.